Molecule: messenger RNA, 1959 nt
Organism: Plasmodium relictum
Lineage: Eukaryota; Apicomplexa; Aconoidasida; Haemosporida; Plasmodiidae
Product: WD-repeat protein, putative
Exons: 1
Coding region: 1-1959 (652 amino acids)
Biological process (GO): regulation of DNA double-strand break processing
Cellular component (GO): nucleus; site of double-strand break
Molecular function (GO): protein binding
Source: RefSeq, a predicted model, not a curated record
AUGAAUGAAGAUGUUGUCGGUGAUGAUGAAUAUCUAGAAGAGUUUUCAGAUGAUAAUAAUUCAAAUGAAUUUUUAAGUGGAAAUGAAAGUAAUAAAAAUGAUUCAAAUAAAGGAGAAAGAAAAAAAAAGGACACAUAUGAUAAUAAAAAUAUUACUUAUGAUGAUGAAUCUAAUGGAAUGAUGAAAGAAAAUAAAAAAUUUUUUAAUAUGAAGGAAGAAGUUUUAAAUAUACACAAAAAAAAUAUAUGUGGUAUUAAGUUAAUAAAAAAUGGUAAUACUUUAAUAAUUUCCGGAAAUGACAAUAUUGUGAGAAUUUAUGAUUUCAAGAGUAUGAAUAAAUAUGAAAAAAACUACACUAAUUUUAUAAGUUUAUCUGAAGGUUCAAUUACACAAUCUCUAGACGGAAAAAACAAUUCUAUUUUAAUUGGAAAUGGGAAUAAAUGUUAUGUAUAUAAUAAAAAUUGUGAAUUAAUAAAAAAUACAAUUAGAGGAGAUAUGUACAUUAAGGAUGCUAAAAACACAAAAGGUCACACAAGACAAAUUAACUGCUGCAGGUUUCAUCCAUUUGAUGAAAAUAUUUUUAUAAGUGGAAGUUUAGAUAGCACUUUAAGAAUAUGGAAUUUAAAAAAAAAUAAUUGUUAUGGUAUCGAUAAUGAAUUGGUUCACUAUCAAUGUUUAAAAAUUUUAAAUGAAAAAAAUAUUAUGAAUAAUAAUAUUUUAUGUUGUGAAUUUAAUAAAGAAGGAGAUACAAUUAUUAUAGGUUGUGAUAACGGUCAAAUAGAAAUAAGGAACAAAAUAUCUAAUGAUUACACCUUCAGUUACAAGUCAAAUUAUACAAUAAAUAAAAAUAUGACUCAUAAAAAUUCUGUAAUUGAUAUAUUAGUAUCAAAAAAAAAUAGCAAUUUCUUUUUUACGAGAAGCUUGGAUAAUACUAUUAAGUACUGGGACUUGAGAAAUUUAAAAAUAUGUCUCAAUACUAUUGAAGGUGUUGAAACGAUCAGCAAUAAGAGUAAUAUUUGCUUUUUUGAUAAUGAAAAGUAUUUAAUUGCGGGAAUUCAAGAAAAAAAAAAAUUGAAAAAAGAAGAAGAGAAUUACAAAAGUUUUAAAAAUCAAGCAAAAGAAUGUAUAGAAAAUAUGUUAGACUUAAAUGAAAAUAAAAUAAAUAAUUUGAUCAAUAAAAAAGAAAUCAUAAAUAAUUAUGUAAAGGUAUAUAAAGGUGAUGAUGAUAUGAAUCAAUUUUUAAGUGAAGUAGCUUCUCUUAAUAAGAUGGAAAAGGAUAUAUAUGGAAAGAUGAAAAUAUUUGAUAUCAAUAACUUUAAUUUAGUUUAUACAAAACAUUAUGAAAAUUCAGGUAUUAUAUGUUCUUAUUACGAUGAACAUAUAAAUCAUUUAUUUUUAGGAACAACCGAAGGAACGUGUUUAAUUUAUUAUGAUUCUAAUUCAAAAGACGGUGUUUUAAAUUAUAUAAACAAAUCUAUAAAAAGAAAAGAAGAUAAUUCUUUUUAUAUGAAUAGAGAACACAUUUAUAAUUUAGACAACCUACCCAAAGAAAUUCAAAUUACUCAAUCAGGAAAUGUUUUAAUUAAAAAAGUUCAUAACAAAAAAUCCAAAAUUAACCCUGAUUUGAAUAUGUUUACUAAUAAGGCAUAUGAAAAAAAGAGACAGGUUGAUUCAUAUGCUAAUUUUAUUAUAGAUAUAAACGAAAAUAAGAAAGAUAACAAUAAUAAUAAUGAAGAAAAUGAAGAAGAAAAUAUAGUUAAAAUUUUAAGAAAUAGAGAAAUAAAUAAAAAAGGAGAUGAUUAUUUUUUAAAAGCAUAUAAAUAUACUCAACCAAAAAAUAUAAUUAAUUAUUCAUCUGAUGAGCAGCAAGAAUAUUCAGAAUUUUUAAAAAAACAAAAAUGUCCUCAAUGUGGAAUAAAAAAUUGCGUUUGUGGUUAUAUGAAAAGCGAAGAAAAAUAA